This is a messenger RNA of Prunus armeniaca (apricot), 1038 nucleotides long. NCBI's taxonomy places the organism in Eukaryota, Viridiplantae, Streptophyta, Magnoliopsida, Rosales, Rosaceae. The record is from the annotation of a GenBank genome assembly.
AUGGGAGCUUCAGUGAAUACGCCAUCACCUACCCACCUGAACCACAAGGCUACAAGCUUAUUCAUGGCUUCUUCUUCUUCUUCUUCUCCUCUGUUCAGUCCCUCCUCAGAUAAGCGCUUCUGGAGUUCUCUCCGCAGCCGGAUCGACACUCUUCUCGACGAUCCCAGCUCCAAAAUCCCAACUGCCCAAAACCCACCAAAUGCUGAUCCCUCUCCACCAGUUCAAAUGAAUGUUGGAGGAUUGAAGCGUGCAAAAGCAACGAAGGAAGACUCGUUGCUUUUGAUGAGAGGCUUUGACUCCAUAGCUCACACUUUGUCUCAGCUGUCCAACACUUUAGAGACUGCUCUUCAGGGAGCCAACGAUCUAGCUAAGCCACCCACAUUAACAGAGAUAUUCCAUGGCCACCUCAACAAAUCUGAGAGUAAAGAGAAGGACACAGAAGAUCCCCAUGUAGGACUGAAAAGGAAGUUUGACAACAGCCAUUACUCAGAGGAACAAGGAGACGACUCAAAAAAGGAAAAUGAGCAAGACCCCAAAGAUGGGAAGCUGAAGAAAGCUAAAAAUCUUGCAAUUUCUAUGGCAACCAAAGCAGCUUCGUUUGCCAGGGAACUGAAGUCAAUAAGGUCGGAUUUAUGCUUUAUGCAAGAGCGCUGUGCUCUGCUGGAGGAGGAGAACAGGAGGCUCCGAGAUGGAUUGCAUAAAGGGUUGAGGCCUGAUGAAGAUGAUCUGGUGAGGCUUCAAUUGGAGGCACUGCUAGCUGAGAAAUCAAGAUUAGCAAAUGAAAAUGCAAAUCUGGUUAGGGAAAACCAAUGCCUCAAUCAACUUGUGGAGUACCACCAGCUAACCUCCCAUGACGUCUCUGCUUCAUAUGAACAAGUUAUACAGGGGUUGUGCAUAGACUUCUCGUCUCCACCACGACCGAUAGCAGAAGAGGCAAAUGAAGAUGAUGGUGAUAAUGAAGUUUCUCAAACACCCCAAACCAAUCUUUUUGGCUUCUCUGACCCUCGUGUGGAUGUGUGUUCUCACGAAGAUCAUUAG